AUGCCGUCAUCUGCUGCUGGGGAAAGUUCGUCUUUGGAGCACUCUCCCCUUCACAAAUGGAACAGCUGCUCCUCUUUUCUGGAUCCUCCGCGGGAUAUGCCAAGAUGUCAAGUGCGCAAAAUUCAUAUCUACGACUUUGAUAACACGCUCUUCAAGUCGCCAGCACCCAAUCCGAACCUGCUGUCGUCGUUUCUGAUCAAUCUGCUGACAGAUCCGCAACGACUCAGUAACGGAGGUUGGUGGAGCGAGCCGCGUUUCUUGAAAGAACUUAUCGACGAAUGGAUCGGCUCGCGUGAAGAGAAAAGCAGCCGUUCGGAGCUGGAUACAGUUGACGGCCUAUAUUGGAACCAGGAUGUCGUAGAAUUGAGCAGACUGUCGCAACAGGACCCUCACACACUAUCCAUCAUGAUGACCGGCCGCAAAGAGGCUUUUUUCCAGGAUGCGGUCAGCGAGGUCCUUAGGCAGCCUGUAUUUGGCAAGCAUCGGCUGCACUUUAACGCGGUCUUUCUGAAAAAAGACGGAUUUCAAACCACUAUGCUCUACAAGACUACAUGUCUCACUGACCUUCUUACACAUUAUGAUAAAUGCGAGGAAAUAACCAUAUAUGACGACAGGGUGCGACAACUGCAUGGCUUCCAGCAAUUUCUCAAUGAGUUUGUUGAGGCCAUGCGUCCAUCUUUACAGUUCAGCCUGAUUCACGUUCCUGGGCUUAUUAAAUACCUCAAGCCUGCCAAAGAACGAAGUAUUAUAUCGCAUGUAUUCAAGGAACACAACGACGCUGUCAGUAAUGUCGUGUUUCAACCAAACUCGAGAGCUUACGGAUUUUACAUGGGUAAGAUGUACGUUAAAGAAAAACGUUUGGGUGCGGCUUAUAUUGUUACUGCAUCGUCUCGACUCAAAAUCGCUAAAUUUGCCGCUGUCCGAUUUGGAAAUCUAAUCAAUUCAGGGCAUUACCAUAUAGUUGCGAAGUCAGUACUGUGCACUCCUUAUGGGGCCAUAACAACUCGCAAAGUCGCCACUAUGGUGCUCAGUGGUUCUUGCAAAGAGGCUUCCGAACAAAUAGUUGAAAGCUACAUGCGCUCCAUGAAUAGCGGCGUCGAGAACUCGCGCAUACGUUUUCGAAUAACUAGGUUUGGAGUAGCAGCGGCAAUGGGACGAAUUGUUUGCGACCUUGAACCAGAGGACGAUACGCGAUACGCAUACACGGAGUUUCCAGCCCUAAGGUUGCUUCUUGCAACGACAGAUAUUCACCUUAUCGAACAUAGUUCUAACUUGUACCGGGACGAGUUAUACGAGUGGACACAGGCCAAAGAUUGUGCGGAAAUUGUAGACACUGAUUUUGGAUAUAUGUUCAUUAUUACCGCAAUCAUGGCAAAGAAGCCAAAAAAGUCCAAGAAACGAGCUUUGGAGUUACAUUAA
Molecule: messenger RNA, 1419 nt
Organism: Lachancea nothofagi CBS 11611
Lineage: Eukaryota; Fungi; Ascomycota; Saccharomycetes; Saccharomycetales; Saccharomycetaceae
Source: the annotation of a GenBank genome assembly